GAAUAAAGAAGCCGCCGUUAGCCCUUUAUGGUCAGUUGACGUUUGUUGGAUCAGAAAGUUGCUCUUAAAACUGGAACGAUCCUGUCUGCGGCCAUGAAAGCCACGAUUAUUGUUCUUUUGGGUCUCUUUUGCCUUUCAUUGGCAAUCCCAGUAAAGAAAGAUGUAAGUGAAAAAGAGCAUACAGAAGAUCCUUCAAAUAAAGAGGAAGAUGAGAAUAUAGAAGAUGCUCUUCCUGAGGAUGAAGAGUUUGAUGCUUUUGAUGAAGAAGAAGAUCAUGCAGAUGAUGAACCAGAUGAAGAUGAACAAGAGGAUGACGAAGAUGAACCAACUGAACUGGAAGAUGCAGCCCCAGGCAUGAGUGAGGAAGAUGAAGAUGAAUCCAAGGAAGAAAAGAAGGAACCAGCUGAGGAGGAAAAGAAAGAGCCAGCAAAGGAGGAGAAGAAAGAACCAGCAACGGAGGAGAAGAAAGAACCAGCAACGGAGGAGAAGAAAGAACCAGCAACAGAGGAGAAAAAGGAACCAGCAAAAGAGGAAGAGAAUGAGCCAGUGAAAGAGGAGAAAAAAGAACCAGUGGAGGAGGAGAAGAAGGAACCAGUGAAGGAGGAGGAGAAAGAACCAGUGAAGGAGGAGAAGAAGGAACCAGUGAAAGAGGAGGAGAAAGAACCAGUGAAGGAGGAGAAGAAGGAACCAGUGAAAGAAGAGAAGAAAGAACCAGUGGCAGAAGAGAAGAAGGAACCAGCAAAGGAAGAGAAGAAAGAGCCAGUGAAAGUAGAGAAGAAAGAACCAGUGAAAGAAGAGAAGGAACCAGUGAAAGAAGAGAAGAAGGAACCAGUGAAAGAAGAGAAGAAGGAACCUGUAGAGGAAAAAGAUGAAGUUGAAGAAGAUCUUGCUUCAAUUUCUCCCAUAAACAAGGAUGAAGCAGAAGAUAAAAGUGAAGAACAUGAUACACCUGAUGAUGAUGAGUCAAAGGAAGAGAAGAAGGAGCCAACAGAAGAAGAUGAAAGUAUUGGAAAUGCUGAAGAUGAAGGCAUACAUGGAGAGGAUGAAGAUGCAUGGUAUGCAGAGGAUGAAAAUGAUGAACAUGACACACCAGCGUACGAUGAGUCACAUGAGGAGAAUACUGUUACGUAUAUAGAAGGUGAUCAUGUGACCGGAAGAUUCAUCCAACACUCGCUCCUAUCAGGAUUAAAUGUUAGUUGUCAUUUGUUGGAGCAGGAGACUGUUGUGAGAACUGGCGAUAUCCUGUCUGCCACCAUGAAGGCAGCAAUUUUUAUUCUUUUGGGUCUCUUUUGCCUUACAUUGGCAAUUCCAGUAAAGAAAGAUAAUGAAGAUGCACGUUAUGCAGAGGAUGAAGAUGCACGUUACGCAGCAGAUGAAGAUGCACGUUACGCAGAGGAUGAAGAUGCACGUUACGCAGAGGAUGAGAACGAAAAGGAUGAGAAAAGGAAGGAACCAGUGAAAGAAGAAAAGAAAGAGCCUGCAAAAGAGGAAAAGAAAGAGCCGGCAAAGGAGGAAAAGAAGGAACCAGUGAAAGAGGAGAAGAAGGAACCAGCAAAGGAAAAAGAUGAAGAUGCACGCUAUUCAGAAGAUGAGGAUGCACGUUACGCAGAGGAUGAGAACGAAAAGGAUGAGAAAAAGAAGGAACCAGUAAAAGAAGAGAAGAAGGAACCGGCAAAGGAGGAAAAGAAGGAACCAGUGAAAGAGGAGAAGAGAGAACCAGUGAAAGAAGAGAAGAAGGAACCAGCAAAGGAAAAAUAUGAAGAUGCACGUUAUGCAGAGGAUGAGAAAGAAGAAAAUGAGAAGAAGAAGGAACCAGUGAAAGAAGAGAGGAAGGAGCCUGCAAAAGAGGAAAAGAAGGAACCAGUGAAAGAGGAGAAGAGAGAACCAGUGAAAGAAGAGAAGAAAGAGCCUGCAAAAGAGGAAAAGAAGGAACCAGUGAAAGAGGAGAAGAAGGAACCAGUGAAAAAGGAAAAGAAGGAACCAGCAAAGGAAAAAGAUGAAGAUGCACGUUACGCAGAGGAUGAAGAUGCACGUUACGCAGCAGAUGAAGAUGCACGUUAUGCAGAGGAUGAAGAUGCACGUUAUGCAGAAGAUGAGGAUGCACGAUUACGAAGUCACAAGGGGAUUGACUAAUUUAGAAUGAAACUAGAGAAAUUUGAAAAUCAUUUUAGUUCUAGGUUAUUUAACUAUCUAUGUUUUUGUGAAAUAGAAAGGAGCAAAAUUUU
Messenger RNA from Rhopilema esculentum, 2225 nucleotides. RefSeq lists its product as uncharacterized. The record is from RefSeq and is a predicted model, not a curated record. NCBI's taxonomy places the organism in Eukaryota, Metazoa, Cnidaria, Scyphozoa, Rhizostomeae, Rhizostomatidae.